Penicillium longicatenatum is the source of this 954-nucleotide messenger RNA. RefSeq lists its product as uncharacterized. The coding region runs from base 1 to 954 and encodes 317 amino acids. Gene Ontology annotation, biological process: ubiquitin-dependent protein catabolic process. The transcript has 3 exons. NCBI's taxonomy places the organism in Eukaryota, Fungi, Ascomycota, Eurotiomycetes, Eurotiales, Aspergillaceae. The record is from RefSeq and is a predicted model, not a curated record. Gene Ontology annotation, cellular component: proteasome regulatory particle, lid subcomplex; cytoplasm; nucleus. Gene Ontology annotation, molecular function: proteasome binding; endopeptidase activator activity; ubiquitin binding.
AUGUCGAUGGCUCCCAUCAUCACCUUCAAAGCAGGUAUCUGCGACCUGGAUAGCUCCACAACCCCUGCUACUGUGAAACCCAAGCCCACCCCCGGCUAUAUCUACCUCUAUUCCGAAGAUGACCUGGUGCACUUCUGCUGGCGGCCCCGCAGCUCGCCCAUUGACGAGCCCGAAGUUGACUUGGUGAUGAUUCCUUCAGACGGAAGCUUUACUCCCUACAGAAAGGAUGUUACAAAUGGCCGAGUGUUCGUCUUGAAGUUCUCGUCUAGCUCCCAGCGGUACCUAUUCUGGAUGCAAUCCCAGUCGCAGCACGAAGGUGGUGACGCCAGCUGGUUCAGCCCCCGCGAUUUGAAGCUUGGAGAGAUUGUCGAUACUCUUUUGCAGGGCGAAGAGGUGGAUGUGGAACAAGAGAUCGCUAACCUACCCCAACGACCAUCUGGCGGCGAUGACGACGAGACCAUGGAGGAUGUGGAGGGAACAGACAACGAUGCGGCCCAUCACGGUGCAGGCAGUGGUGGAGCUGGUGCAGACGCGACUGGAGGGGAUAUUCGCGAGGAGGGCCAGGAGUCGCGUGAGGGUGGUGCCGAUGGUGGACGAGCAGCAAACGAUUCCGAUCCAUCUUUGGUUGUCCAGGACUUCUUGCGGUCUCUGGGUGGCCAGCGCCAGUCUCAAUCCCAGGACCCCGAACGACCUUCUACAACUCUCCAGGACCUAUUGCCACCUCCCACCACCCUGCCAUUUAUUGAAACCGCCGAUGAAUCUACUGCCGACCACCUUCUCAGCUUCUUGCCGCCUGCACUGCUUCUGCUGGCCCAGGGCAAUGCCGAGGCCUCGGAAGCGGACACGGACCCCGAGUUGGCCCAGGCGGCUCUUCUUUCCCUUGACCUCACUCAGAAAAAAGACAUUCUCCGCAAAGUGCUACGAUCCCCCCCAGUUUACGCAGAGCUUAGCUAG